AUGGAAGCAGUUAACCAAACAAUUUUUGAUUUCGUAAGGUUAAACAAAAACGUUUCAGACCCAGACUUCAGAUUUUUUGGCUAUGAUGUUUGCAUUGAUCUGCCACCCAGGGUAGCAUCCGAUGGCAUAUGGGGUCAAUCUGAUUUUGAUGCAUUGCCUUCAAAAUCCACGUUGCCACUAUUUGAGCUGCAAAUUCUCACCAUUUUCAUCAUCACGCAAUGCUUUCAUUUGGUACUUAAGCGCAUGGGGCUCCCCUAUUUCGUUUCACAAUUAAUGGCUGGCAUUGUUUUAGGUCCGUCUAUCAAGAUAGAAGCAUUGACCAAAUACAAAAAUAUGUUGUUUCCUAUGGGGAGUGAAGAUGUAUUGACCUUAAUAUCAGUAUUUGGGUACAUGUGGUUCCUGUUUCUAAAUUGUGUGCAAAUGGACUAUAGCAUGAUAACAAGAACUGGUAGGAAAGCUUGGACAAUCGCUCUUGCGUCAUUACUGAUUCCCACGUUUAUUGGUCUUACCAUAAGUUACAGAUUCAUGGAUGAUUGGAUAUCAUACCUUGGACUUUAUGACGGGUCAAGUCUUCCUGUGAUAGUGAUAAGUCACAGUAGCUGUUCUUUUCCUGUGAUAGCUUCUUUACUAUCUGAUCUUGAAAUUUUGAACUCUGAACUUGGACGCCUAGCACUUUCAUCAGCUCUGGUGAGUGAUGCGAUUAGUACAUUUGGGUCAGGAUUAGGCACUUCUAUUAUGAGGAAUUCUGUGACACAAACUUCCAAAAAGGAACAAGUCAAUGGAUCCCAAGUGGCUCUUUUUUCUGCACUCAAAUACAUGACUUUUUUAGUUGUGGUUCCUCUCAUUGCACGUCCUGCAAUGAGGUGGAUUGUGAGAAAAACUCCAGAAGGUCGACCUGUGAGGAGAUUACACUUCACCAUCGUCAUCAUCUUGACCCUUUUGGCUGCUAUGUUUGGAGGAAUACUUGUUAACCAGACUGUGUUAGCUGGGGUAUUGCUCGUUGGUCUUGCUGUCCCUGAAGGUCCUCCAUUAGGGUCUGAGUUGGUUAAGAAGUUUGAGUUGUUCAACACAUGGUUCCUUUUACCACUCUUUGUGACCAGCUGUGCCAUGAAGCUUGAUUUUACUGUACUAAUUAAUCACAGGCUGAUUCUCACUCUAACUGUCACCAUCAUUGUCAUCCAUUUGCUUAAGAUUCUAAUCACCAUUGGAAUUUGCAAGUAUUGCCACAUGCCCAUAACGGAUGGUUUAUGCCUUGGUCUCAUGUUGAGCUGCAAAGGUGUUGUGGAUUUUUGUACGCAUAUAUUUCUACAUGAUGCUCUGUUCUUGAGCAAAGAAGCAAUAGCCCUGAUGACUAUAUCUGUCUUGGUGUUGGGAAGCAUGGCACAUAUUGGUGUGAAGGCCUUGUAUGACCCUUCAAGGAAAUACGCAGGAUAUCAGAAAAGGAACAUUUUACACUUGAAACCCAACUCAGAGCUUAGGAUUGUUGCAUGUAUCCGCAAACCAAGCCACACACAUUCAAUCAGGGAUGCUCUUGACAUUUUCUGUCCUACAUCAAACAAUCCAUUGGUAGUUCAUGUCAUGCAUCUCAUGGAGCUUGUUGGAAGAUCCUCUCCCAUUUUCAUCUCACACCGGCUUCAAGAAAGGGUUGGCUCAGCCCGCAACUUCUCUGAAGAUGUCAUUGUUACUUUUGACCUUUUUGAACAUGACUAUGCGGGUAAUGCAUCGGUGAGUACCUACACAGCCAUAUCCCCAUUACGCUUCAUGCAAGAUGAUGUUUGUUAUCUUGCAUUGGACAAACUUGCAUCCAUCAUCAUUCUUCCAUUUCAUAUAAGAUGGGCAGAUGAUGGUUCUGUUGAAUCAGAUGAUGAGAACAUAAGGACUCUGAAUUGCAAGGUCCUGGAAAGAGCACCAUGCUCAGUGGGGAUUCUUGUCAAUAGAGGGUCCUCUUCAAACAACGAUACAGGAAAGCAAAUAGCCAUGAUUUUCUUGGGGGGAGCAGAUGAUAGAGAAGCAUUGUGCUUGGCUAAAAGAGCAAUCAAAGAAUGCACUUUUAAUUUGGUUGUGUACCACUUGGUUGCAAGCACCAGUGAAGUUACAAACUGGGACUAUAUGCUCGAUGAGGAGGUGCUGAAGGGUGUUAAGGGAUAUUAUGGCCCCAUAGAAAAUGUGAAAUUUGAAAAAAUAACUAUUGAUGGCCCUUCCGAGACCACUGCUUUAGUCUCAGAAAUAGCAGAUCAACAUGAUUUCAUUAUAGUUGGGAGACGUAAUGGGGUCAAAUCACCUCAGACAGAAAAACUUGAAAGUUGGACUGAGUUUUCUGAGUUGGGUGUGAUUGGAGAUUUGCUUGCUUCCUCAGAUAACAAUACUAAAGCAUCAAUUUUAGUGGUGCAGCAACAACAAUUGCCCAAGUCCUGAGCCUAGAGAUAGAAAAAGUGUAUACACAUACAUAUACAUAUACAUUUUUCUUGUUUGUA
Messenger RNA from Gastrolobium bilobum, 2474 nucleotides. Its product is annotated as cation/H(+) antiporter 4-like. Lineage: Eukaryota; Viridiplantae; Streptophyta; Magnoliopsida; Fabales; Fabaceae. Gene Ontology annotation, cellular component: membrane; endomembrane system. Gene Ontology annotation, biological process: regulation of pH; proton transmembrane transport. Gene Ontology annotation, molecular function: antiporter activity. The record is from RefSeq and is a predicted model, not a curated record. Bases 1 to 2415 code for a protein of 804 amino acids. The transcript has 3 exons.